AUGUUAGGAAUUGUUAUAGCCAAUCAUAGAUCCACAACAGAACAUCCGAAUCAUGAACCAUCACCAGUUCACCACCACACCAGUAAAAGAAAUAACUUAAUAGAAGUUGCACAAUCUUUUGAGAUAUUCAAAGCUGCUUUUCUGAAGAUUGAUUUGGAUAAUUGCAAGAUAUGGAAGUCAUCGACUGAAGUUGAUGCAAUGAUGCAACAUGUAACCAGGCAGCCAAGGAAGAUCAUCACUAGCAAGUUGUUUGACAUUAUUGUUAAGUCUGUGUACAAGAAGACAUGGUUUUUUCUUUUUUGCUGUUGUGUACUUUAGUUUGCAGACUGUUUGGUUGGGUGUUUGUAGUUUUUUUUUUCAUGUGUGAUGUGACUGAGACACUGGAGUAGUGUU
Molecule: messenger RNA, 393 nt
Organism: Papaver somniferum (opium poppy)
Lineage: Eukaryota; Viridiplantae; Streptophyta; Magnoliopsida; Ranunculales; Papaveraceae
Exons: 4
Coding region: 1-318 (105 amino acids)
Source: RefSeq, a predicted model, not a curated record